Messenger RNA from Populus euphratica (Euphrates poplar), 1443 nucleotides. RefSeq names its product CRIB domain-containing protein RIC7-like. The record is from RefSeq and is a predicted model, not a curated record. The coding region runs from base 672 to 1433 and encodes 253 amino acids. The transcript is spliced from 6 exons. Lineage: Eukaryota; Viridiplantae; Streptophyta; Magnoliopsida; Malpighiales; Salicaceae.
CUCCACUUCGAAUGCCAACCCAGUCACCUGUUACCCGAUAAGAAGAUAAAUAGCCGAUGAGCCUCUGAUGUGUCUGACCUGAUUAGUUUGAGAGGAGCAACAGAAGAAACCAGAAGUAAGAACCGUUUUUCCUAACCGUUUUUCCCGCGCUUUUAUGAAAAGACAGGUAACGAAAAACACCCAAAGUUAGAUGGCUCUGCCUUUCUGGAUAUUUGGCCUGGAAAAUAGGCUAUCUACUGGUUUUGAUUGACAGAGGAUGGGAAAGGAAAACGCGUCCUUGAAACGAAGAUGAUGUGUUAGACUACAAAAUUUGGAGAUUUUCCGGUUCAUAGUAUCCAUCUUCUCUUCUUGAUUGGAGACAAAGCCAGCAACCAAGAACUUACAUCCAUUAGGGUUGAGGGAUGGCAUCUUGUUCAUGGAACCAAACUGUGUGUUCCUGGUCAGAGAUUGUUUGAUGUGCAAUCACUGACAUUGCAAGAUCAUGGCAUUGUCUUGACUUCUUCGUUUUGUUUCUCCAAGGAUAAGCGGAAAAAUUUAAGAAUUUUCUUCUGUCAGCUUUGCUGAUACACACACACACUUGCUUUACUCCAUUUUUCAAGUGCAGAAGCACCAAUUCAACAAGCGCAUCAACUUUGCAGGCGCGGCCAAAUUAAUUGCUUGGUUCGGCCAAAAUGACAACCAAAGUGAAAGGUCUUUUGAGAGGUCUAAGAUACAUUUCACAAAUAUUUGAUGAAAAGGAACAAGAAAUGCAAAUUGGAUUUCCUACAGAUGUAAAGCAUGUUGCUCACAUUGGAUGCGAUGGUCCAUCUGAAAUAAAUGCACCUAGCUGGAUGAAUGACUUUAACUCUCCUCCAGAACUUUUAUGUAUGACUUCAAAUUCUAAAGAAGAAGUGAAGAGCCUUUCAACAGAUCCACCCGCAGAAGACACAAUUCAGACUGAAAAGCCGAGGCAUAGGUCAAGGCGCUCAUCAGGCAGUGCUAGCUCACUUCUAAAUUCCCCAGACCGAAGGAGCACCGACUCAUCAAGGAAUUCCAGGCACCAAGCAUCUAGCGGUGCGGGUUCACCUUUAAAUUCCCCCCGCGGCACUGAUGCGCCAAAGAGUUAUAGGCGUCACCGCUCUUCUAACAAGUCAAUGGACUCUCCAAAAGGAGAAACAUCAGGGACCAACCGAAUCUCAAGACGGCAAAAGAACUCAAGUCUUGGUGCUGAAUCGCCUAAUCAUGACCAGCCCUCCAUCCCAAAACAUUCUCGUGCAAGAAAGUCCAAAGGAUCGCCAGGCAGUGGGUCAUCGAAAUCAAAGGAAAAGAAGUCUUCAAAAGAAGCGGUUCCUUUCUCAGAUCCUGGAUCUGGGGGUUGUGAAUCUAUAAAUGGAAGGAAGAACAUUGCAAGCCAACUAAGCUCUGUUUUGGAAGCCUAUGAAGAGGAGGGAUGAAAGCAAUGCA